UAGAAACCGGACCGGGACGUUGCCGGAACUUUUGAAGCUGGAACUGAUUUGCUUGAAUUGAAGUGAAGUUGGCUCACCACCGAAGAUGACAGCGCCGCGAACCCCGCCGUUCAUGGAGACAACUCUUCGCUUUACUCCGCAACACUUCGGAAGCAGGCCCAUCCAACUUCGAGAUAAACUUGGCAAAGAGAAUUUCUGGUUAUGCAGCCGCCCUUCGAAACUCCAAGUGUCCCGCAAGGGGCACACGCUGGACUCCGCUGCACAUCCUCUCUUAUCGGUUUCCAGACCUAUUCUGUCACGCUCACGUCGACAAUUCUCUGUGAAUUCUGCGGAUAAACUUCGAAGUGAUAUGGUGAAUGCUGAACCAGCGUCUGUCAUUGAAGUUGUGUCACCAAGACAAGAUGAUGGAGACUCUCGUUCUAGUUCAACUGAUCUCGUUGACGAUGAUGUUGUGUUGCUUCCCCAAGCUAAGAUGUUCCGAAAUAGGUUUCUGAAUUUUGUUAGGAUAAGUUCUGUAAUCAACGAUGCUGCAGGGGCAUUUUUCAAGAGUGAAAUAAGGCGCCGGUUAUUUGUCACAGCUGCAUUGAUUGUGGUCAGUCGUAUUGGAUACUAUAUUCCGUUGCCUGGUUUCGAUAGAAGGUUGAUACCUCGAGACUACCUUAGUUUUGUCUCAGGAUCUGUUGAUGAACUCGGUGACUUAACAGCAGAGCUUAAGUUGUCAUUCUUUCAGCUUGGAAUCAGCCCACAGAUAUUAGCGUCGAUACUCAUGCAGGUCCUCUGUCAUGUACUUCCUUCACUCAUAAAGCUGCGAAAAGAAGGCUUGGAUGGCCAUGAGAAGAUUAAGAGAUAUAUAUGGUGGAUUUCACUUGGCUUUGCUACUUUGGAAGCUGUGGUGGUUGCUUGUUAUUCACUUCCCUAUUCUGUAUAUGCAGCUAGUUCCAGGUUCAAGCAUGUAAUGCUGACAUCUCUUCUGUUGGUCUGUGGUGCAAUGACUGUGACGUGGAUUUGUGACACGAUAUCAGAAUCUGGGUUUGGUCAAGGAUCAUCUUUAAUCAUAUGUGUUGGAAUUUUGACCGGCUACACUGAUACACUGCACAAGAUGUUGUCUCAACUGUCAGGGAGUGCCCAUACUUGGUUACCCUAUGUCUUUGGCCUGUUGGGCGUUUUUACUGUGGUCACUAUGUGGGCAGUUGUUGUCACUGAGGGCUGUAGGAAAAUAAAGCUGCAGUACUAUGGUUUUAAACUUGCUUCAGCUGCAAGAGAUGAUUCUGCAAUCACGGAAGUGGAGCCUUACGUCUUGUUCAAUAUUAAUCCAUCAGGAAUGCAGCCUCUUCUCACGACAACUUAUCUCUUAGCCAUUCCCAGUAUUAUUGCAGGUAUCCUCGGUUCACCUUUCUGGGAGCAUGUUAAGGAGAUACUGAACCCCCGAAGUUCUGUGGGUGCUGAGCCUUGGGUUUAUUAUACCAUAUAUGCGUUCUUGGUCUUCCUGUUCAACAUUUUUGAUAUUGCCAACCUACCAAAGGAGAUUGCGGACUACUUAAAUAAGAUGGGUGCCAGGAUACCAAACAUAAAGCCUGGCAAGGCUACCAUCGAGUAUCUGACAAAGAUUCAAGCAUCUACCCGUUUCUGGGGAGGGCUUUUGUUGAGUAUGUUGGCAACCAUGUCAAGCAUACUUGAUCAUUAUCUACGCAGCAUAAACGAGGGAUUCGCUAUCGGGUUUACAUCCGUUCUUAUUAUCGUUGGUUCUAUAAUCGAACUAAGAAGAUCCUACCAGGCCUACAAUGUCAUGCCCAGUUUGAGCAAAGCAUUGAGGCGGUAUGGUGUAUAGCAACUGAUGAAAGGUGUUGGGCUUUCUUGAAUGCUAAAUCAUGUGCAGUGAAGGUUUUCAUUGCAAGGAGGUUCUUCAUUUCUUCUGCAGUAUUACAUGUGGAACCGCUCCGCUCCGUUCCGUUGAUAGCUACCAUCUUGGGCAUAAUUUAUUCAUGGAAACAGAUGCUGUUUAUGUGGCAAGUUUAUGGCAAGGGUUCAUCUAGCAAAUACAACAGCAACAAUGCCGAAGCAUCCUCUUCUGUCCAAGUCCUAAGGGUGAAAUGAAGUCGGACAUAAGUUUUUGGGUUUCUGUAGCGUGCUAUUUUGUCUGUUGAUGUGCACUCCAGUGGCUGUUUGUGCGCAAGCAAGCAAUCAAUCUUCAUUUGCUCGGAAGACGGUAGCUUUUCCUUCGACUCUCCACUUCAUCCAAAGUGGCUUGAAGUCGGGUAAGACGUAAGAGUAGCUGGCAUUGGCAUCGCAUAAUAACAUUUCCCAAUUAUGUUAGGUUGUCCAGCAAAUAUUCUAGGCAAGUGACGUUAAAAUUCACGGCCUGUCAUUUGGCGCAUUCUUCUCAGUUGAAUUUUUAUUAUUACUUCCUGACAAUAAUAAUCUGAAAGCCGAGCGAUGUCGAUAUUCACCGACGCCAGAAAUAACAAAGAUAGCCGAAGACGAAAAAUGAUAUAAUGG
Molecule: messenger RNA, 2496 nt
Organism: Linum tenue
Lineage: Eukaryota; Viridiplantae; Streptophyta; Magnoliopsida; Malpighiales; Linaceae
Source: the annotation of a GenBank genome assembly